AAAGUCGGCCGGAAGCGCUUCCUGGUUUCUCUUAUCUCACGCCGACCCCAGCGCUCCUCGAGCUUUCGUUUUGGUUUCGCGCGGAACUCUGUCGGUCAUUAUGUGACACGUCCUAGGUCUACUUGAACACAGGUGCACUCCGAGCCAUGUUGUUCCAUCCGCUCCUGCUCCUUCCGCUCCUGUCCCUCGGGGAUUCGGCCUGUGUGGAGAGGGUGCUGCCGCCACAAGAAGACCGAGAAGUGUUUGUAGAUGAUGGCGACGCCAAUUCGUUCCUGGGUCGCCAUCUGCUGUUCAACCGGUUUGACUUCGAGAUUUUCGUUCCUGGAAACCUGGAGAGGGAGUGUAGAGAAGAAGACUGCAACUACGAGGAGGCGAGGGAGGUUUUUGAAAACAUCCCGGACACGGAUGUUUUUUGGAAGCAGUACAUUGCAGAGAAGGACCAACAGAGCACACGGGUUGAUGUGACGUCUCUUUUGGUGGGACUGAUCGCUGUUGGCGUGGCCGUUGUUAUCAGUGGACUUCUGCUCUGGUAUUUCUGUAACGGCAAAUGCAAGACUGGGAGCAGUGCAAACUCCGUCCGGGUGAGACCGAGGAGGAGUAAUGCUUCACUAAUAAUGCGACGUCUGGAUGAGGUGUCCUCACAACCUGUGCUCCCGGCCCCUAUGGAGGAAAUAGACCCAGCGGGGCUGCCUUCUUAUGAGCAGGCGAUUGCAAAAAAUGGACCAUAUGAUGCCCCACCUCCUCCUUAUCCCGGGUAUUUGCAUAAUCUAUAUCUCACAAUUCACUUAUUUUCCUAUGGCACACCAUCCAUAAUGCAGUCACACAAAGUUCAUUUAAAAUAUAUCCUUGAUAAUGUUUUUUUUGUUUUAGCUCACGGCCUGGGACUAUUCGGCGGUAGUGAAAGUCUGCCAACAUGA
Pungitius pungitius (ninespine stickleback) is the source of this 917-nucleotide messenger RNA. It is a transcript of the gene prrg4, whose product is annotated as proline rich Gla (G-carboxyglutamic acid) 4 (transmembrane). Lineage: Eukaryota; Metazoa; Chordata; Actinopteri; Perciformes; Gasterosteidae. Bases 147 to 917 code for a protein of 256 amino acids. Gene Ontology annotation, cellular component: extracellular region; plasma membrane. The transcript is spliced from 6 exons. Gene Ontology annotation, molecular function: calcium ion binding. The record is from RefSeq and is a predicted model, not a curated record.